CCGCGGGCCUCAAAUUCACCGUCUAUACUAUUUUUCAGGAGGAGGCUAGUAGAUGCCCGCGGCCGACAUAUGGGAAAGGUAAACAGGAAAAAAGAAAAAGAGGAAAAACGGUCAAAAAAAGAAAAAGGGAAAAAAAAGGCCAGAAAGGGAAAAGAUCGUCCUUGCGCAAAUCGCCAGAAGAUGGUCCAACUUUUCUGAUCGACAGAGGCCAUUUUUUUGGGUGACGUCAUCAUCGUUCCACGUGGCAAAAUGCAACGGGCUCUAGUGAUGCCACGUGGCGGGACGUUUUGCAACUACUGCGAAGGUUCAGUGAAUUGUCACGUGGUGGCAAUUCCAGCCUCUCUCUCUUCGUCAGCUUCCACUCGCCACGUGGAAGUGAAGGGGACAAUUACGCAGUCGCAGUCCCGAUGGGCAUUGCGACAAAAUCCGUCGGUCGCAGCAGGAGGAUGGCAUCCCGACGCGAUCAUCUCAGAGAACACGUGGCGGCCGCAGCGGAGCUGGAGAGCGACGGGACUGAAGGAGGGGGAGGGGUCUCGAUCGGCCUGGUCGCGACGCACGAGCUGCUUGAUUAACUCUCGAGCAUCGGGAUCCGGCGGUGGUCCCGUGCCGUCGCGAUCGAGAUUACCAACCACCACCACCUCCUCCUCCUCCUCUCAAAAUCCUAUCUUCUUCUUCUCGUUCAUCGGUGAAAAAUCCCGGGCAAAAGCCCACGUUAGCUGUGAAGGGCUGGUCGGCGACCAUCACGAUAAUCGUCAUCUUCAUCAUUCUUCUCAUCCGCGUCAGCGGCGACCGGUCGUCGCCGGCGGGACGUCGGUCCUUGCCGCUGGGGCGGCGGCCGUCUCUGCCGGACUGGUCGUCGGAGGUGUCAUAGCUGUCGUGGCGAUGACAGCUAUGUCUUCGUCCUCCUCCUCCUCUUCUUCCACCUCCCCCACCUCCUCCUCCUCCUCUUCGGCUGAUAUCCCGACGGCAAACAAGCGCCAAGAAGCCAUAGCCGCCACGCGGAGAGGAAUGAAAAAGUUCAUCGACGGUGACGUGGGGGCCUCGUUGGCCGACUUCGAUCUAGCCCUCCAAUUAGACCCCUCUCAAAGGCCCUAUUUAUGGCAGAGGGGUCUUUCGCUCUACUACCUCGACCAAUUUGAGGAGGCGGCCAGGCAGUUUCGAGAAGAUGUUGCCGUCAACCCAAAUGACACCGAGGAGGCGAUCUGGUGUUUUCUCGCGGAGGCACGGAUACACGGUCCAGACGAAGCGCGCCGAGCUUUCCUGCAGGUGGGUCGCGACUCCCGACCGAUAAUGAGGGCAGCGCACGACUUGUUCAAGAAUGGUGGUUCCGUCGAUGACCUGCUGGCAGCGGCAGGAAUCAAGGAGUUAGGAGGAGGAGGAGGAGGAGGAGGAGGAAGGGGAGGAGGGAAUGGUGGGCAUGACCAGUUUUACGCCUUGCUUUACACGGGUCUGUUCCACGAGUCGCAGGGGGAGGAGCUGCGCGCCAAAGAGGCUAUGAUUGCAGCGGUUAAAACGAUGUACGGACAGAUCUCCGGCGAUUAUAUGGCGAAACUGGCCCAGGUUCAUUGUCAAUGCCGGGGCUGGGUUGUCUCUUAAAGGAGGGAGGGAGGGAGGAGAGAAUCUCUGUCAAGGGAGGAGGAGAAGAGAGAUAGGAGAAGAGAGAGGGAGGCAAUUUAGCGAGGAGAGGGACAACAGCGAUGAACACACACCCAGGUUCAUUGCCAAUUGCGGGAGGGAGGGAGGGACGGAGGGAGGGUUGAGUCUUAAGAGAGGGAGGGUUGAGUCUUAAGAGAGGGAGAGAGGGAGGGAGGGAGGGAGGGAGGGAGGGAGGAGAGUAUCUCUUUGAAGGGAGGAAGUGAAGAAAGGUAGGAGAAGAGAGAGGGAGGAAAAUUAGCGAGGAGAGGGACAACGGCGAUGAACAGAGAGAGAGAGAGAGAGAGAGAGAGAGAGAGAGAGAGAGAGAGAGAGAGAGAGAGAGAGAGAUGAAAACACACUGUGGGGGAGGUCCCACUAGCAACGAGGAUUGGAUUGAAAACUUGAAUUUGGACGUGUUUGUGGAGAGGUGCAGAACAUCGCUAUUGAUAUGCUUUUCUGUAUCUCUACGUAAAACGCAUCCAGAUUCAGGCGCUUAAUCCAAUCUUCUUUGCUAGUGGGAUCUCGCCUCGUUUCUCCAUUCUUUUCCUUUUUCUUUUUUUUUUCCCCAACAGUUCGGUGAAGAGUUUCCACUUGAAAAAGAAGAAAAAUAAAAAUUAAAAUUAAAAAAAGAGAGUUUCUACUUGCAUGGACGCCCCCCCUCUCUAGGAUUUUUUUAUUAUUUUUUUUCCCCACAAACAUAGAAUCUGGGUAUUCUAGGAUUUUUUUUUCUUUUUUUUUUGUCCAAGGUGCUUUUUUUUUUUAUUAUAAUGAAACAAUCAAAAAUAC
Chara braunii is the source of this 2421-nucleotide messenger RNA. The record is from the annotation of a GenBank genome assembly. NCBI's taxonomy places the organism in Eukaryota, Viridiplantae, Streptophyta, Charophyceae, Charales, Characeae.